Molecule: messenger RNA, 1071 nt
Organism: Ambispora gerdemannii
Lineage: Eukaryota; Fungi; Glomeromycota; Glomeromycetes; Archaeosporales; Ambisporaceae
Source: the annotation of a GenBank genome assembly
AUGUCAGACAUCCCAACAAUAUCCAAUGCACUUGUCAUCAACUCGUACGGACCACCAUCAGUCCUUCAAUGGACCCAAAUUACAACACCAACCAUACAAUCACCACACGACGUUUUGAUACGUGUACACGCCACAUCCGUGAACCCAGUAGAAUGGAAAACCCGAAACGGUGACUUCCGUCUAAUAUUUCCUUUGAUGGCUGGAUUUCCACAUAUCCUCGGAAAAGAUUUCUCUGGUACAAUUGUAGCAGUUGGAUCAAAAAUCUCGAAGUUUCAGGUCAAUGAUGAAGUUUUUGGAACUGUGAUGGAUGGCGCGUAUUCAGAAUAUUUGAUUGUUAAUGUUGAGACAGAUGGAAUUGAAAAGAAACCACGAGGAUUGACGCAUUCUGAGGCUGCGGGGGUUUCGAUUGCCGCGUUGAGUGCAUGGGGUUCGUUGGUUGAUCUGGGUGGGUUACCAGUUGUUGGUGUAAAUGACGGUAAGAAUGCUGAGGGUUCAGAAUCUGGUAAACCUAAAGUAUUAAUAAUUGGCGCAUCCGGUGGUGUUGGAACUUUUGCCGUCCAAUUGGCAAAGGUAGCAAACAAUGCUCACGUGACAGCAAUUUGCUCUGCAAAAAAUGUCGCUUUAGUAACCAGUCUCGGAGCCGAUUCAGUAAUCGAUUACACAACUCAAGACUACGCGUCAGUUCUUGCCUUAAAUCAUCACGAAACAUUUGACUUAGUUGUCGAUUUAGUAGGUCAAGAAGGCACCUACUCUAAGACAAGUCCUCUCUUAAAGAAAACGGGUAUAUAUGUCGAAGCAGAAAAUGAGUAUUGUCAAGAAAACGUAAGCGCAACAGAUUUACUGAAAUUCGGGUUCUCGUCAAUGAUUGGAAGGAAUUUCUUUGGCCCGAGACGAUCAAAAAAUUUGUUUGGUGUUAAUCAAAAGGAUUUGCGCAAAAUUAUGCCGUACUUGGAAAGUGGAAAGGUGAAGACUGUCGUUUGGAGGGAGGUGCCGUUGAGUGACGGUGCGAAAGCUCACGAGUUGAGUGAGACGAAACGAGCAGUUGGUAAAAUUAUUAUGACGGUAUUAUAA